AUGGAACGGUGGUGGCAGCUCCUGUUAGGGCUGUGGACGGUCAUGCCUGUCUGGGCUGGGGACGAGCUGCUCAAUGUCUGCAUGAAGACCAAACACCACAAACGAGAGCCUGGCCCAGAAGACAAGCUCUAUGAGGAGUGCAUCCCCUGGGCAGAGAAGGCCUGCUGCACAGCCAGUACCAGUUGGCAUGCCCACCUGGAUGUGUCCCUGCUCUACAACUUCAGCUUGCUUCACUGUGGGUUGAUGAUGCCAGCCUGUGAGGAGCACUUCAUCCAGGCUGUCUGCUUCUAUGAGUGCUCCCCAAACCUGGGGCCUUGGAUCCAGAAGGUGGACUCGAGCGGGCAGGGAGAGCGAAUCCGGGACGCGCCCCUGUGCCAGGAGGACUGCGAGCAGUGGUGGGAAGACUGCCGCACGUCUUACACCUGCAGGUCCGACUGGCAUGGCUCCUGGGACUGGAGCAGGGGGAAGAGCCGCUGCCCCGCGGGGGCCGCCUGCCGCCCCUUCCCGCAGCACUUCCCCACGCCCGCCGACCUGUGCGAGAGGGUCUGGAGCCACUCCUUCAAGGCGAGCCCCGCGCGCAGGAGCAGCGGCCGGUGCCUGCAGAAGUGGUUCGAGCCCGCCCGGGGCAACCCCAACGAGGCCGUGGCCCGCCUCUUCGCCGGCGCUGCCCCCGCCCGCGGCCUCUCCUGCCGCCUGGCCGGCCUGGCCGCCUUGUCGCUGCUGCUGCUGCUGGCGGUCCUGUCCGCGCGGCCCCUCCUGCCUCCUCCAAGGGAGCAGCACGGCCGGGCGGCUGCUGGGCCCCUGGCUGGGGGAGCCUGUGCCCGAGCCUGA
This is a messenger RNA of Nyctereutes procyonoides (raccoon dog), 831 nucleotides long. RefSeq names its product IZUMO1 receptor, JUNO (gene IZUMO1R). Gene Ontology annotation, biological process: fusion of sperm to egg plasma membrane involved in single fertilization; cell adhesion; sperm-egg recognition. Gene Ontology annotation, cellular component: external side of plasma membrane. Gene Ontology annotation, molecular function: signaling receptor activity. The record is from RefSeq and is a predicted model, not a curated record. NCBI's taxonomy places the organism in Eukaryota, Metazoa, Chordata, Mammalia, Carnivora, Canidae. The coding region runs from base 1 to 831 and encodes 276 amino acids. The transcript has 4 exons.